Messenger RNA from Notolabrus celidotus (New Zealand spotty), 3030 nucleotides. Its product is annotated as zinc finger protein 569-like. Bases 121 to 2817 code for a protein of 898 amino acids. The transcript has 3 exons. The record is from RefSeq and is a predicted model, not a curated record. Lineage: Eukaryota; Metazoa; Chordata; Actinopteri; Labriformes; Labridae.
AAUGCUGCAAAACACCAACGAAGGAGAAGAAGGAGAAGGAGAAAGCUUGCUAGUCGUGUAGUAAACUUCUGCACAGUGUUUGUAUGAGCAGAAAUAAAAGAAUGAAACUUUAAACACUUCAUGAUGUGUAACCUGUCGGUCCUGAGGGCGCUGGUGGAGGAGAGACUGGCUGCAGCUGCAGAGGAGAUCUUCAGCUCUGUGGAGAGGAUGAUAACAGAGGAAUGGAAACUAACAGUAUCAGAGAUGUCAACUGUACAGCAGAGAGCAGCUGUACACAAGCGUUUGUCAGAGGUUGCAGAUGAGAUCUUCAGGAUCCUGGCGGUAAUGAUUGGUGAAAAUGAGUCUGAGAUCUCAGGAUUCAAUGAAGAGGUCGCUUAUCAACAGGGACUGCUGGACACCACAAUCAAAACAGAGACAGAUGAAGACAUCACAGAGAGACUCUCCGGUUCAGACUUAGAGCGAGACAUUUCAUCUGAGCAAGAGGAGAGAAGUAGCAUCUUUGAGGUCCAGGAGACUCUGAGUCUGCAGCAGAUUGAAGACAUGUCCACAGAGACAGACUCUGAGUUGAUCCACGCUAAGCCCUCACAUCUUCAGCAGAGAGCAGAAAGAACACUCCCAGCACUCAUUUUUCAAGUGAAGAAGGAAGAAACUGAUGAUUAUGAAGAAUACCACCUGAAACCUCUCGAAGACAACGUCUGCAGGAGUCACUCAGAGGAGAGACGGAUGGACGCAGAGAGCUGUGAUGCUGAGAGCAGAGAGGGUGAAAGUGAGGGAACUGACGUUUAUGAUGAUAAUGAUGAUGAUGAUGAAGACUGGGAGGCUAAAAAAAGAACUAACAAAGAAUCGCACAGGCAGAAGUUUUACUGUAAAGUGUGCGGGAAGUCUUUCUCUUUCAGAGGCUCCUUCAUAAAACACGUGAAAAAAGAGGAGGAUGAUAAAGACAUCUGUGGAGUGUGUGGGACACGCUUUGAGUCUAAUGAGAGCUUGAAGCUUCACCUGCAAACGUACAGACAAAAAAAUGACUGUGAGGUUUGUGGUAAAACAUGUGUCGGCCCAAAGCGCCUGGAGAUGCACAUGAGGGCGCACACAGGAGAGAAGCCGUACACCUGCAGCGUCUGCGGGAGAGCCUUUGCUCAGAAAGGAACCCUGAAGGUUCACAUGUGGGUCCACCUCAAGGAGCGGCUGGAAGUUUGCAGCAUCUGUGGACAGAGCUUCAGCCCGAGUCAGAGAUCAGAACAGAUCCCAGAUCUUUGUGGAGUCUGCGGUGAACAUCGGGACUCUGAUGAGAGCUUAAGGAUGCAUUCAGAGAUGCAGAACAACAACGUGAACCCGAGCAGGGAUCAGACUGAGACCUUAGAUGCUGAGAGGAAAGAUGGAGAUGUUGACAAUGAUGUUAGGGAAUCCAACAGAGUAGAAAGUGAUGCCCGAGGCGUGAAGACUCAAAAAGAGGCUAUAAAUAUGAUCCUGAACAAUUUCUGUAAAGUGUGUGGGAAAUCUUUCGGCUUCAAAGCUCGGCUCAUAAAACACGUGAGAGAUGAAGAGAGGGAUGGAGAUGUUUGCGGUGUGUGUGGCAAACAUUUUGAGUCUAAGGAGAGCUUGAUACUUCACCUGAGCGCUUACAUCCCGACAAAUGACUGUGAGGUGUGUGGUAAGAAAUUUGAUGGCCCAAAACACCUGGAGAUGCACAUGAGGAAGCACACGAGAGAGAAGCCGUACGUAUGCAGCAUCUGCGGGAAAGCCUACGCUCUAAAAGGAACCCUGAAGGGACACAUGAGAACCCACAAGGGAGAGAUGAUGUGCGUCUGCAGCGUGUGUGGUCUGAGCUUCAGACGGACUCAGGGGUUUAAACGGAGACCAAUAGUGUGUGAAGCUUGUGGAAAGCAUAAGGAGAGCUUGGAGAGUGAAGCACACAACAGCACUGAGGAGGGAAGGGAGAGUGAACCAUCCAAAUAUGAGGCCCAAGAAUUGUACAAACUGAAAGUUGCAAGUCCACAGUAUUUCUGUAAAGUGUGCGGGAAGUCUUUCUCUUUCAGAGCCUCCUUCAUGAAACACGUAAGAAAAGAGGGGGAUGAUAAAGACAUCUGUGGAGUGUGUGGGACACAUUUUGACUCUAAUGAGAGCUUGAAGCUUCACCUGCAAACUUACAGCCAAACAAACGACUGUGAGGUUUGUGGUAGAAAGUGUUUUUCCCCACAGAACCUGGAGGUGCACAUGAGGACACACACGGGAGAGAAGCCGUACGUCUGCAGUGAGUGUGGGAAAGCCUUUGCUCAGAAAGGAACCCUGACCAAUCACAUGAUUACCCACUCAGGUGAGAAGCCGUACUCCUGCGCAGUGUGCGGUCAGAGCUUUAAGUCUAAGUGGUAUUUGAGGAUUCACAUGAGCACCCACACGGGGGAGAGGCCGUUCCCCUGCGGCAUCUGCGGGAAAAGAUUCAGGCAGAAGGGGGGUUUGACGGCACACAUGCUGCUCCACACGGGAGAGCUGAAGCACGCCUGCCUCGUGUGCGGGAAGAAGUUCGUGGCGAACGCCGCGUUGAAGAUCCACAUGAGGUCACACACGGGGGAGAAGCCGUUCCCCUGCAGUGUCUGCGGGAAGAGAUUCAGGCAAAGCGGGGGGCUGACGAUUCACAUGAAGUCCCACACGGGGGAGAGGCCGUUUGCGUGUGACGUCUGUGGGAAGAGCUACAAGACGGGCCGUUUGCUCAACACACACAUGGGAAAGCAUAAAGGUGCAGAGAACCACAGCUGCAGUGUUUGGCAAAAAGUGCAAGUCGAAGGAGAAUCUGAAGAAACACAGGAAGACUCACAGAGAUGAAUCCACCAUUCUUUGAUGCUCAGAUUGUGUGAGUCUGAAAAAAGACGACAUAAAGUUAGUCAAUUCAACAAGAUAAUUUAUUCUAAAAAAGAAGGAUGCUACUCAAUUCUGUGUUAAAAAUAAAACAUGAUGUUACCUUGCGCUCCCACUUAUCUUGUAUUGUUUGAGUCACACACAUGUUGCUUAUAAUAAACCAACAGUUCAGGAAACAUC